AUGCCUAUUCGCAAUCCCUUUCGCCGCGCGGGUGUGCCUGAGGCCGCCGAUGAGGCCCAGCGGAGCGCGCCGGAGAACGGUUUCAAGAGCACAGCUGUCUCGGGCGCAACGCCCCUGCAGGUCAAGGACCCUGUAGAAUACAAAUUGAGUGAAAUAAACGAUAGCGGCGUCUACCUACCGCCAUCCCCACAGCACGAGAAGCCUACCUUCUGGCACUCCAAGUCCAACGUCUCCACCACUUCCUCAAAUCACCGAAGUCUGCUCAGCGAAACCGAGCCGUUUAGCAUUUCGCGCGAGAGCUUCGACUCGUACAGGAGGUCGUUUGAUAUCUCUGCGCGCUCCCCAAUAACAGACAAUGUCCACGAAACCUACCCUCGUCAGUCGCUCGAUGCGCGCCGCUCCGUAGACACUAGACGCUCUCUCGAUGUCCGCCGUUCGCGCGCCACACCCCGCUCGUCAAUGCAACAACCCCGCCAUAGUGAAAGCCACGAGCAAGUGCCUGAGGAGGGUUUUGAAGACGUGGGCCUGAACGACGAGCCGAAGCCCCAGCCGAAGAAGCGCAGCAUCUUCUCGCGCUUCGGCGACAACAACCAUGCCAAUGAGAAGACUGAAGAGCGACCCGGCUCGAGCCAUCACUUCUCUUUGACAGGCCGGAAGAGGGCUGAGAGCGGGGCAGGCUCAGAGCUCAAGCCUAUGCCAAAGCCGUCAACGGAGGCGCCCGUGGAGGCGCGGUGA
This is a messenger RNA of Alternaria postmessia, 735 nucleotides long. RefSeq lists its product as uncharacterized. The transcript has 4 exons. Lineage: Eukaryota; Fungi; Ascomycota; Dothideomycetes; Pleosporales; Pleosporaceae. The record is from RefSeq and is a predicted model, not a curated record. Bases 1 to 735 code for a protein of 244 amino acids.